Messenger RNA from Amphimedon queenslandica, 1566 nucleotides. RefSeq lists its product as uncharacterized. The transcript has 9 exons. Bases 198 to 1541 code for a protein of 447 amino acids. The record is from RefSeq and is a predicted model, not a curated record. NCBI's taxonomy places the organism in Eukaryota, Metazoa, Porifera, Demospongiae, Haplosclerida, Niphatidae.
UUGGUCUGUCUCAUGCUACACUGGAUGCUAUUACAUUUAAUCAUAAAGGAGAUAUUGAGAGCUGUCUCUAUGAGUGUCUUACUAAAUGGCUACAGAAAGCUGAUAGUGUACAGUACAUUAAAGGUGGCCCUACUAUCUAUUCAUUGAUAUCAGCAUUGAGGGAAUUAGGAGAGAGUGGAGUAGCUGAUGGAAUAGAUAUGGAGAUUCAUCCUGCUUGUAGAAUUCUUGCUUGUUACACUUCAAACCAAACUCUACUGUCUGCAUUACCUCAGCUGGCUAUGGUGUUGUCUUCAGAAGUGAUUGGAGACAUAGCAAUGUCUGAAGGAAUAGCUUUGUUGAUUGAAACAAAGGCCGCCGUUUGUCAUAAUUAUAGAAAACUUGAGGCAUUUGCUGAUAUUUUAUGUAAAAAGACAGACACUGCUGAGAUAGGAGUUGCUAUUAAGAGAGACUACAGAGAAGCUUAUAGUAGUGAUGAUGAUAAGAAUGUUGAAGGGUUUGUCACUUCAGAUUUUAAGUUCAUGCGAUUAAAUUUGGAGAAUGCAUUCUUACAAGUGAAAUCAAUCAUGAGGAAUCGUGGCAAUCCUGAGUCUUUAUCUCUUGAUAUUAUCAAACGAAUACUAGGUGGAUACAACAGUUCAUUAAAGCCGCAGUUAGCUCAGCAUAAAGAUAUCAGUGACAUUUUACAGUUAGUACGUGAUAACAGUUCACUUGAUGAUAUGAGUAUGUUGGAGUAUUUUAUUGACACAUUUAAUAUAGAGGAGGCUAAUCCAGUGAUUGAGGAAUAUAAAGAAGCUGUUGAGAAGUUUAAGGGAAUAAAUCUCAGUCUAUGUUUGAAUGAAAGUUUUUCAAUUGCUUCUCCACUUAUGUGUGAAAGGAUUAUCAUUAUCAUUGAUAAAGAUGUUAAUGAAUGCUUACUUAAUGAUGUCAAGAGACUUUUAUCAGCUGUUUUUGAAAGCUCAUCACGACAUAUCAGAUUAAAUGUUGUUAGAGAGAGCAGUUCUUUCACAAUCACUUGUUCCUUCUCUUUGAUUUUAUCUGAGCAGUUAAUUGAAGCUGCUCUUAAUAAUAUUGAUGUAUUGAAAGAAAACAAAGUGAAGAGAUUAACCAUUGGAUACUGUACUGUGUAUGAGGAAUUAAACAUACUUGACACCUUUGUUCCUACUACUACAUCAUAUGAACAGCAGUUACUAUCAACUAGUAGUGGUUUAUUGAAACAAUUAAAGCUGUCGUUCAGUAUACAAGAAAGUAGUAUUGAAGAAGCAAAUUUUUUGAAGGAAGGACUGGAUGCUACAAACAUGAUGCUGAAGACCAGUAUAGCAGAGAAUGAGAAAUUGAAAAAAAUAUUAGAAGAGCAACUUGAAGAAAAAGUGACAAUAAAGAAAGCACUGGAUACUAAAAACAAGAUGCUGAAGGCCAGUAUAAUGGAGGGUGACAUAUUGAAAAUAGAAACAGCUCAUACUUCUAGUCAGUUAGAAGAGAAAGUAUUACUUUUAAGAGAAAGUAAAGAAGUUAGUGAGACUGAAUUAAUACUUUGUUGUUAAUAUAAUCAUAAUAGGAGAAUAAGAC